Messenger RNA from Carya illinoinensis, 2311 nucleotides. RefSeq lists its product as uncharacterized. Gene Ontology annotation, cellular component: nucleus. The transcript has 8 exons. The coding region runs from base 134 to 2131 and encodes 665 amino acids. The record is from RefSeq and is a predicted model, not a curated record. Gene Ontology annotation, biological process: box C/D snoRNP assembly. NCBI's taxonomy places the organism in Eukaryota, Viridiplantae, Streptophyta, Magnoliopsida, Fagales, Juglandaceae. Gene Ontology annotation, molecular function: RNA binding.
UGCGCAACUGUGAACAUCCUUUACAUUAGGAAAAAAAAUGAAACCUAAACCCUGAUUCCAUUGACAACCUAAAACCCUAAACAUAGUCACUCUCGAUACCGUGAACUUUUUACUUUGAUCUCCAUGCUCAAAGAUGCUACCUCCCUACAAUUCCUUCCCUCGCCUUCCUAACCAGAGCCAGCAAACUAAUGCUCUCUCUACUCCACCUUCUCAACAGGUUAUGCAAUCAAACCCUUCCGUUGUAAAUUCGGGUAAUUUAGUGCAAAACACCAUGCAAUUUCAACGCCAGUUUGGCAUGAACAACGCUCAAAUUCAAGUUCCCCCGAGUAAUUCUAAUGCCCAUUUGAACCCCAACAUGCGGCCUUCCAUUACUCAACCUGGUUUCAUGAAUGUACCUAACCAUGUUCUUCCCUUGCAAAAUAAUCAUCUGGGUAUGCCCCAUUUGGGUUCUCAACAGGGCCUAUCCCAUGUGGGGUUUGGUUCACAAAACAGCGUAUGCAAUAUGAACCCCGUUGCAGGGUUUGCUGUUAACGGACAAUUCUGCAAUUUGAUGCAGAAUACAAAUCAAGUCAAUGCGUCGCAGCCUCCUUUUGUCCAUAAUUUUCCAAAUUUACAUCAACAACUCAAUCAAAAUAUGGGUUUGCUGAAUGGGCAGUACGGUUUUCCAAAUAUGUUGCAAAAUGUGAACCAACUUGUGCCCUUGCAAAUGCCAGCUUCUUCUCAAGUUGGUCCUUACGGUAUCCCUUUAUGUCCUCCACAUAUGUUGGGUGGCCUCAAUCAACCAACGCAGGCCACAGUUCCUCAAAAUCCUUCUAUUUUUCCGAAUAUGCAUUUUGGUCCUGUACAUUGUAAUCAGGUUGGGCAGCAAGAUAACCAGAAUCAGCAAAACUUUGCUCCACCUACAAUGAAUGGACCUGUUACUGCUCAGCAAUUGAAAGGGAACUCGUCCGCACCACUUAAUCGCUGUCCGGUUCAACCACCUCAUACUAAAAACUUGCAAACUCCUGUUUUCACAUGGUCACAGGGCAAUCCUACUGAUAAGGGUGGGAGUAAUAUUCCGAGCUCCAACUGGAAACAUUCACCCAACAAAAAAUUCACAAGGAAUUCAAAAAGUGGACUAUCUCAAGUGGGAUCUCACAAGUGUCAGUCUCAUCAAAUGAAAAAUGCAAAGAAAAGGUCUGGGUUUCCUUAUGAACACAGGGGGAAAGGACUGAGCAAUGAGAGGUCUGGACAAUUUGGUAUAGCUAAUUCUACCAACCAAGUCAGGGAGCCAAAGAGAUUUCUUUCUUGGACCUACUCAAAACGAGAAGUCCAGCAGUGGCGUGAAGCACGAAAGAAGAAUUACCCAUCAAAAUCCAACAUAGAGAAGAAGCAGGCUGCGAAGCUAUCAGACUCUGAAGGCAUUGAUAGAGAUGCCAAACUACGAAAAGUGCAACUCAAGGAGAUUUUAGCAAAGCAAGCUGAAUUGGGAGUUGAAGUCGCAGAGGUACCAUCCCACUAUCUGUCAGAUACAGAGAAGCGAGGGCAUGGAAGGGAAGAGAACAAAAGGCAGUUGAAUAAGAAGGGGAGAUUCCAAAACAAGUUUAAUAAAAGGGGGAGAUGCAACAAAAAAGAUCGGCUUGCUAAGAGACAGAGGCUAGAGGAGAAGGAUUCAUCUGUUGUUCACAAUGAAGACAAGGAUUCAUCUAACGUCCCUUCUUUGAACAAGAGAAUGCCAACACUACUGCAGAAGCUUCUGAGUGCAGAUAUAGGUAGAGAUAAACGCCGCAUGCUGCAGGUUUUUAGGUUCAUGGUGAUGAACUCUUUCUUCAAAGAUUGGCCGGAUAAGCCUCUUAAAUUUCCUUUGGUAAUAGUUAAUGAAAGUUGGUGUGAGGAUGAUGCAAUUGAAGAGAAAUCAUCAGCCAUGGGUAAAGAUGCUGAAAACGAUGAUGGUGAGAGUGAUGGUGAAGAUGCUGAAGAUGAUGGUGGUGAGAGUGAAGAUCGUCAUGAUGAUGAAAAUGAAGGCAACAACAAUGCUGAUGUAAAAAUUGAUGCACAAGUGAAAAAAGUGUCCUGCUUUGUUAGGAGAGAAGGGAGUAUUGGUGUGGGAAUUGAGAGUCCCGAGGAAGAAGAGGGUGAAAUCAUUGACUAGAAUAAACUCUUGUCCCUCUUGAGCGUGGUACUGCUAGAUGUAGAGUGCAGGUUGUCUUAAAACGUUAAGAAUGUAAUAGAACUGGGGAUGAAAAAAUAUAUCGAGCAAACCCGCAAUCUGCCUCAAGAACUCUACCUCUUUCUGUUUAUAUAUGGAUGCACAGAGGGCACACCUUUCUUA